Brachypodium distachyon (stiff brome) is the source of this 2047-nucleotide messenger RNA. Its product is annotated as RNA-binding protein NOB1. Gene Ontology annotation, biological process: maturation of SSU-rRNA; ribosomal small subunit biogenesis. Gene Ontology annotation, cellular component: preribosome, small subunit precursor. Gene Ontology annotation, molecular function: RNA endonuclease activity. Bases 41 to 1837 code for a protein of 598 amino acids. The transcript is spliced from 5 exons. Lineage: Eukaryota; Viridiplantae; Streptophyta; Magnoliopsida; Poales; Poaceae. The record is from RefSeq and is a predicted model, not a curated record.
GAAACCCCGCAAAACCCUAGCGCGCCGCCGCCGCAGAGCAAUGGAAGCCUGGCCGCCUCUCGCUCCCUCCGCCGGUGACGGCUCCGAUGCCGCUCCCCUGCCCGGUCCUCCUCCUCCUCCCGCCGUUGCCGGGGGCGGAGGGGUCCCUAUGGGGGCUUGGGGCGCGGCCGCUACGGCGCGGCGGGAGACGGUGGCGAAGGAGACGUCCGCGGAGGCCGUGAGCCGGAUCGUGGCGAGCUGCGCCGACUCGGGCGGCGUGGCGGUGGCCGUCGUGGACGCCAACGCCGUCAUCUCGGGCGGCGCCGCGCUCGCGACCACCGCGAGCCGCCUGGUGACCGUGCCGGAGGUGCUCGAGGAGGUGCGGGACGCGGCCGCGCGCCGGCGGCUCACGCUCCUGCCCACCCCUGUCGAGACCGUCGCGCCCGCCCCCGAGUUCGUCAAGAAAGUUGUCAAAUUUGCUAGGGAAACAGGAGACCUCCAAACACUUUCAGAUGUCGAUAUGAAGAUUAUUGCUCUAGCUUACAUGUUGGAAGCUGAGAUCCACGGGACUAGCCAUUUGCGGGAGCACCCACCUCCACUGCAUGUGGUCAGUGUCAGAAAAUUGCAAGAGGCUCAGUUGCCAGGUUGGGGCUCUAAUGUGCCUAACCUAGCAGAGUGGGAAGCAUUAGAUCAGAUGUCUGAAGCAGGUGGAGAUCUUAAUUCUCGGAUACUUCCACUGAAGGAUCUUGAGAACCAAGAAAUCCCUACAAGUGACACCAACAGUAUUUCUGAGACCCAGGGGGAUGCAGAACCUCAGCCUUUAGUUAAAGAUGCAUGUAUUCCUUGGGAAGAUGAUGAGAAUAAUGAAGGUUGGUUGCCUGCUGUUAGCCGCACCACGCACAGAAAAUAUUUACGGAGGAAAGCAAGGCGUGAUGCUCUCAAAGUAUCUGAACAAAGUUUUGAUACAAGUUCUGUUGCUCCAUCGAUUAAUGACGAUAAAGAUUUAGCUGAAGAUUGUUUGGAACAAGUGGAUAGCCCUUCUGUUGCUCCAGAGGAGAUUAAGUCAAAUGUGGAUGGUUUGGAAUCCAAAGAAGAGAAUGAACCUAAAAUUGCUGGAACUUUCCAUUCUGAUCAGCUAUCUAAUGGGGAGAAUGGUGUAGCAAAUGUUGAUCCUGUGAAGGAGAUCGAUGCUACUGAUGCAUGCACUGAACAAUUGGACAGCUUAGAUAUAAAGAGUGAGACUGAGGAAAGUGUUGAAGCAUCUUUUGUGGAUGAUGAAAGCAGUGAGCAGAGUUGGGCCCUGAGGUCCUUAUCUGAAUCUACUGUAGCAUGUGUUACUAGUGACUAUGCCAUGCAAAAUGUUAUCCUGCAGAUUGGUCUCCGUCUGUUGGCACCAGGAGGCAUGCAAAUACGUCAGUUGCAUAGAUGGGUUCUGAGGUGUCAUGCUUGCUACAAGGUGACCCAAGAGAUUGGAAAAAUAUUUUGCCCAAAGUGUGGCAAUGGUGGCACCUUGCGGAAGGUUUCAGUAACUGUUGGCCAAAAUGGGAUUACUAUGGCUUCACGACGCCCACGUGUUACACUCCGAGGCACAAAAUUUUCGAUCCCAAUGCCCCAAGGUGGAAGAGAGGCUGUCACUAAAAAUCCAAUUUUACGCGAAGACCAACUUCCCCAGAAGGUUCUGCACCCUAAAUCGAAGAAGUCUAGCAAGCUGGGGGAUGACUUCUUGGGCGUGGAGGACAUAUUUUCGCACAGUGGCGAGAAGAAAGCGUCCCUGAAACCUCCUGUGAGGAAGGCACUUGCAAUGUUCAGCGGGAAGCGGAAUCCGAACGACAACCACUUUUCUCGCAAGAAGAACUAAGUCUGGUUCCCCCCUUUUGUUCUUUUCUCGUCCAUGUCAUUGUAGUCCCGUUAUGUAACCAGGAGAAGCAGCGUGUCAUCCAGACUCUUAUCUUAUAUAAACUCAAGCAUGUAAGCUUUACACAGUUUUGCAGCAUCCAUGUAUUGCCUACUUAUAUGUAGUGUCACCUCGAGUGAAAGUAAUUGAAGCUUUUUAGUGUUCUACGGAGUA